AUGCUGUUCGGGGUAGCUUUCCUCUUCCUGAGAGCUGUCGCCGCCAACCCGGUCAUACCCAGAGAGGAUGGCAGUUCUACUCCCACUCCCACUCCCACUGCUUCACGUAGCAUCCCCGUAUCCGGGCCUUCCGACGCAUGCGCCGCCUCGUCAACAAGUAGCCAGUGGCUCAGCCUCUGCGAUACGACUAUCUUCUGGCCAACAUCAACCAACUACUACUACGGCCCCACCACUGGCCCCGAGGCAUCCGUAGUCUCCUGCAACGCCGAAUGGGUCGAAUACGACGGACGCGCCAGCGGCCUGGAAUCCCUCGGCGCAACGUCCACCUCCACCAUCUACAGCACCUAUGUCACCAGCACGGGGGCCUGCAACACCCAAAUCUGGGGCGAAGGCUGGGACGACCCUCACGCGGGCCCAGUGACCACGCUGUGUGACGGGAUCCCGCGUGCCCUCGGUCCCCGCGAGUACUCCACCACAUAUUGGCCUGGCACCGGGCCUUGCAGCUCCUUCGUAGCAACCGAAACCACCACGACGCUCGUCUAUCGAUCCCCCUCCCCCACGCCCAGCUGCUCGCUCAACUCCCAAGACUGCAUCCCCAUCUGGCAAACCUACAGCAGCCUCCGCCGGGCCUACUCCGACUCCGUCACCACGUCCAUCCCCGGCGACACCAACAGUCCCAUCCGCCCCGGCAGCUGCCCAACCACCACGCGAAACUACACCGAGAAGGACCCCUGCACCAACUGCCACUAUCUCCCUGGCACCGCGACGCUCUUCUACUGGCCCGUAACCACCACCAACGGCGACCUCUGUCUGCAGAACGGAAGCACCGUCCCGGCCACCCCGACGGGCGACGGCCCCAACACCGCCGUCGUCAACGGCCACACCUUCGUCUCGCCCAGCAUCUACGUCUCCUUCACCAGCAUCUACGCCCGCAGCAACCAGCGCGCCCACCCCGGCGGCUCCUGCGGCGGCGAGUACGAAGACGUCAUCAUCUCCGUCGAUCCCACCGCCGUGUCCUCCUACCGCAGCCACCUCAACGCAAAAUACCCCACCAUCGGCACCGCGUACCCCUUCGAGUACGACGAGUUCCAGCCCCACACGGUGGGCAACUACACCAUGCCGCUGAUCCCCUGGGAGAAGUACCAGGGCGCCUCGCAGUGUCCCUUCCGCGGCGGCAACAAGUGCACCAUGAUCCGCGAUGAUUAUAUGCCCUGGAUGGGCAUCCCGGAGGGCGUGAUGACCCAGAUCGAUCCCCGAUGGACCGAAUGCGAUCGCAGGUGGUAUAUCCCUCCCGUGAGCAUGGUGCCUCUCGUCGGCGAUCUGGAGUCCCUGCCCACUGGCGUCGCCGAGGCCAGCGUCCCGACCCCUACGCCGGCGGUGCCUGAGUCGGGGGUUGCUGCGCCUACGCCGGAGGCUACGUUGUGGUAG
Molecule: messenger RNA, 1428 nt
Organism: Aspergillus bombycis
Lineage: Eukaryota; Fungi; Ascomycota; Eurotiomycetes; Eurotiales; Aspergillaceae
Exons: 2
Coding region: 1-1428 (475 amino acids)
Source: RefSeq, a predicted model, not a curated record